AUGUUAGGUUUAUCUCUUUUAUACCGUUAUUUUGAUCCGAAGCAGAAUAAAAUUAUUUUUCCCGAGUUUUUCCGGCUGCCAAAACGGAAGAAUAGGAUUAGUUUUCAGGAAUUUAGAAGCAAGUUUCUGGAACCAGGUUUAGUUCAUCAUAUCGUUGUUUCCAAAAAUUUUGCCAAAGUAUAUGUUAAGAACUCUUAUCUUAAUCAAACAGAAGGCAGUGGUGGCAGUGGUGGCAAAUAUCAAUGUUAUUUCAAAAUUGCAAGUGCUGAUUCUUUUGAGUUGAGAUUAGAGGAAGCACAAAAAGUGCUAGGCAUUGAUCCUCGUGAUUUUGUACCUGUUAUUUAUUCUUCUGGAAUUAUGGAAAUUAUGGAUUUGCGUUUAUUCGUAAUACUUUCCAUAUUUCUCUUGCAUAUGUUUGUCAUUAGGGGUAAGGGUUUUAGUGGGUUACUUAACCUUAAUGGAGGACAUGUUAUCAAAGGAAACCAGAAUCAUAAUAACAAGGUCUAUUUUAAAGAUGUGGCUGGCUGUGAUGAGGCAAAGCAAGAGAUUAUGGAUUUUGUUCACUUUCUCAAGAAUCCUAAGAAAUAUCAAGAGCUUGGUGCCAAGAUUCCAAAAGGGGCUCUUCUGGUGGGUCCUCCGGGUACGGGGAAGACCCUUUUAGCUAAAGCAACUGCAGGGGAGUCUGGCGUGCCGUUUCUUUCCAUGUCUGGUUCUGAUUUCGUGGAAAUGUAUGUUGGUGUUGGAGCAUCUAGGAUGAGAAACUUGUUUAAAGAAGCAAGGAAGUGUGCUCCUAGUAUAAUAUUUAUUGAUGAGAUUGAUGCGAUUGGUCGGUCGAGGGGUGGCCGUUCAAGUGAGGAGCAUGAAAAUACUUUAAACCAAUUGUUGGUGGAGAUGGAUGGUUUUGGAACCACGGAUGGAGUUGUUGUUAUGGCAGGUACAAAUAGAGUUGACGUAUUAGACAAAGCCUUGCUUAGGCCUGGCCGUUUUGAUCGCACAAUAACUGUCGAUAAACCUGAUGUCAACGGCCGUGACCAGAUAUUUCAGAUAUACUUGGGAAGGAUCAAACUUGACCACAAGCCUUUAGAUUAUUCACAAAGGCUUGCAUCCCUUACGCCAGGAUUUGUUGGAGCAGACAUUGCUAAUGUUUGCAAUGAAGCUGCUCUGAUUGCUGCAAGGACGGAAGACGCCCGUGUCACGAUGAAUCAUUUCGAGGCAGCUAUUGAUAGGAUCAUCGGUGGCUUGGAGAAGAAGCACAAGGUAAUAAAUAAGCUGCAAAGGCGUACCGUUGCUUACCAUGAAGCAGGCCAUGCUGUUGCAGGUUGGUUCUUGGAACAUACUGAGCCAUUGUUGAAAGUAACUAUUAUUCCCCGCGGAACAGCAGCUCUUGGGUUUGCCCAGUAUGUUCCGAAUGAGAACCUUCUCAUGACAAAGGAGCAGCUUUACGAUAGGACUUGUAUGAUCCUUGGUGGCAGGGCUGCUGAAAAGGUUCUUAUUGGGACAAUCUCUACAGGAGCACAAGAUGACUUGGAGAAAGUCACCAAGAUAACAUAUGCUCAAGUAGCCGUCUAUGGUUUCAGCGAAAAAGUUGGCCUCCUAUCUUUCCCUCAGAAAGAGGGCUCGUAUGAGACGUCUAAACCAUACAGCAGCAACACUGGUGCAAUCAUUGAUUCUGAAGUGCGAGAAUGGGUGAACAAAGCAUAUGAACGCACCAUAAAACUUAUUGAGGAACACAAGGAGAAAGUAGCUGAAAUAGCAGAGUUGCUACUCGAAAAAGAAGUACUUCACCAAGAUGACUUGCUCCCAGUCUUGGGCGCGCGACCCUUCAGGAGUGCUGAAGUCACUAAUUAUGACAGAUUUCAUGAAGAGAAGGUUGUAGAAACCACCAUCGAUAGAGCCUGA
Lathyrus sativus (Indian pea) is the source of this 1899-nucleotide messenger RNA. The record is from the annotation of a GenBank genome assembly. NCBI's taxonomy places the organism in Eukaryota, Viridiplantae, Streptophyta, Magnoliopsida, Fabales, Fabaceae.